AUGAAUAUUGACCUCAUACGCGCCGAUGGACGGCGAUGGGACCAGGCCCGCAGUGUACGCAUCACGCCCGGAUGCCAGCCCUUCGCCGAAGGUUCCGCCAUGAUCGAAAUGGGCAACACGACGGUCCUCUGUGCCGCGUCGGUGGAGGAACAGGUCCCCCGGUGGAUGCAGGGCCGCGGCUCGGGGUGGGUGACCGCCGAAUACGAUAUGCUCCCCCGCGCGACAUCCUCGCGUCGAUCCCGCGACCGUGAUUCCGGUCGCACCGCCAGCCGGUCGCAGGAAAUCCAGCGCCUGAUCGGCCGCUCGUUGCGGGCCGCCACCGACCUGAAAGCCUUGGGCGAGCGGGCUGUCUACUUGGACUGCGACGUGCUCCAGGCCGAUGGCGGCACUCGUACCGCCGCGAUCACCGGCGCGUUUGUCGCGCUGCAACUGGCCCUGGAAUCGCUGGUGUCAGCGCAAAAGCUGGACUCUAUCCCGCUGGUCUGCUCCAUCGCCGCAAUCAGCGUCGGCCUGUCAAACGACAACCUGUUGCUCGACCUGGAUUACUCGGAAGAUUCCACCGCCGAUGCGGACUUCAACAUCGUCAUGACCGACGCUGGUUCGGUGGUCGAAUUCCAGGGCACCGCCGAGGGCAAUCCCUUCCCGCGCCAACGGGUCGGCGAAGUCCUGUCGCUGGCAGCCCGGGGCCUCGAACCCCUAUUCGCGGCGCAGCGAGCCGCGCUGGGGUGA
Geodia barretti is the source of this 729-nucleotide messenger RNA. NCBI's taxonomy places the organism in Eukaryota, Metazoa, Porifera, Demospongiae, Tetractinellida, Geodiidae. The record is from the annotation of a GenBank genome assembly.